UCGUCGCGUACGCACGCAUUCGACGGAUGUGCAACGCAACGUAAAACAAGGCAAAGUGUGGAAAGCAAAAAAAAAAAUAUUAAAUAAAUUGUGAAUUGUGAAUUGUUGCGUUGCUGCUUUUUCCUCCUUCCCUCCAGCAUUAACUGGGGCUUCUAUAAUUCAUAAAACGCUUAACAAUGCAUUGCUAUGAGUAUUGAUUGUGUCGUGCUCAAACAAAACAAAUCUUCUGCAGAUGCCUAGGUGUGUGCAAAUCGAAUGAAUACAUACACACACAACUGGAUUUAGAGCGAUUUAAUGCGAAGAAAGCAAUUUGUGUCGCGGCAGCGGGCAGGUGAGCGCGGUUAACGCGGAUAGUGCCGUCGACAGCAGACAAUGCCGUAGAAGAUGUGUGUGUAUGUGGCAAUGAAAAAGUGCUGUGCUCCUACCCACUGCUGCAGUGUAUUGGUUACGCCGAAAAGCAUGCAACAGAUCCUUGAAAGCAUAUUAAAAAAUUGUUGCACGCACGCAAACACAUAACUAAAGCAACAACAGUGCUUAGCGCAGUGUCUGAGCGUACGUGUGUGUUAGUGUGUAUCCAUCAGCAUUGCUAACUCUUUUGUGGCUUUGAAGUCAAGAAUCAUAAAUACCAAUCCGACUGGAUAUCGAUGGCGUACAAGGAGCACCAUAAACUGCGUAAAUUCUAAUUUGUUCGAAACGAAAAAGUUAGCUCAGUUCAUACCAUAAGCAAUGAUAACCCAUACAUAGACACAUGUAUGCGUAAAUAUAUCAAACAAAUUGACAGAAGAGACGUCAACUAAUUAAGAACGAAAACGAGUUGUCCUUAUUUAAGCGAACGUUAACUGAAACCCAUAACAACAGCAAGAACAACAAUCAAAAGUAAUUGUAAUUACAACAGAGAACAUAACCUGAAGAGCGGGUUGAAGUCGAUGUGAUGCCUACGCGACGGUCGGGCGGCGCCACUGUGCGACGCAAGCACUCAAUUGGAAAUUUGCGUCGCGCUCAUCCCGCCUCGGGUGCCACAUGGAAUGUGCAAGUGGUACGUGGUAAAAUGUCAUCUAAGUGCCUUUGGCAUGCUUGUCGCGCACUUGUGCUGGGUCUGACGCUGAUGCUGCUCGGCGCCGGUAUGGCUACGAUAGGUUAUUAUGCGGACCACCUUUCUACGAACUCUGAGCUGCGUGGUAAUGCGACAGUGAGAGUCAAGAAUGACUUGAAGGGCUUCCAUCUCAACAACCUCUCUUACGUCGGACCGAUUGUAAUGGGUUUCGGAGGUUUCAUUGUCGUUGCUUCGUGCGUUAUGACAUUUGAGGCGCGUGACUCGGCGGCAAAAGUGGUGCCAGCGCGUUUUCGUGCCGGUGCCAGUGGCAGCAAGACAACGGUGCGUAGUAAUCAGAGCAGCGCAACUUCACAGCGACGCGCCGUUGGCAUACAAUUGCAGUCCUCGCGCUGGGAUCAACAGUUUGGUGUGUUUCGCACAUCCCCAGCUGAGCCGCCACCGCAGACCACACCGCAGCCCUUCGAUCGUGACGCGCUUACCGCGGAGCUAGUCAAAUUUUCAAAAUCGCUCAGCGCAUCCGCUCGCUUUUCUCCACAACUACGACGCCUCACCCACACUGGUUCUGUGCCAAAUCUCUCCACACAUGUCCCCCACCCCAUCGCUUACUCCACUAACCUCUCACAUUUGCUUUCGCCGAAUCACAAACCACUUUUGUUGUUGGAACAAAAACGUCACCAUCGCCACCAUCAUCGGCACCACCACCACCAUCGCCAAACACCUACGAGCAGCAGUGGACGACAAGUGAAGUCGCGCGGACCACGAAUCAGCAAUAGUUUGGUGCAACGCAACACUCGCGAAAAUGGUGGCCCUUGCGCGUUGCUCCAGCCACCAGGCACAAACAAGCUCUACUGGCAUGCGGCCUCUUUCGACGACGGCCUUCGUGGGGAUAAGCAUCUUUCAAGAGCCACGGUGGCUGACAUGUCUCGCCGCUCUGAUACGGCCAAACGUCAUGUGUUGGCACGGCAGAAGCCGAUUGAGCAUGAAGAGGACAAAAGCAGCCCUCUGGGCAAUCGCAGAAGUUCUACUAUGUCAGACUCAUCGUACAGUGGCCGCUGGACGGCACGUUGCGCUUCCAUGGCAAGUCGCGCAUCAAGUAUCGAUUCACGACGUAUUCAAGUAGAUCUGCAUAGCCCCGAGGUAUUGCCGAAAUCCAUACUGCGUUCACCGAAGCGCUACAGCUCUGGACCAUCUGCCACUCCGUCGGUUGAAAAAGAGUUCAGAAGCCAGCUAAGUGUCUGCUCAGAACCACCCGCUCCCAUACACCAGCUUUCUGGUCAAUCGAGCUUAGAACCUUGUUUCCCCGAAGAACUCAUAGAUAACACGGAAGAAAAACCAUGUACCAACAUUAAUGGGGUCGCAUUGUCACCAGAUGCACUAAACGUGGCCAUACAAACCAUAUCCAUGACAACCCCAAACCAUGUAGAAGAACUACCACCACCACAGCCACCCAAGAAAUUAAAUAGCAUUCUAAAGAAACCACGCCCCGACACACUUUGCCUCGCAACCAAUACAAAAUCCGCCGUAGUAAGUGAGAUCAAUAAAUCUCUUUGCCGCAGCAACUCCUCGCGCACUUUCUAUAGACCCAAACCACAACUGCCCAACGAACUGGACGACAGCAUCUUCUACAUACGUUCCUCUAGCGAACGACAAAGCAUCGAUAGUAACGAGCUCUACGAUUCAGUGCAAGUUAUAAAUGAAAGACGAACAACGCUGCUGAGAGCGGAGAGUGAAGCUGCGCUCUAUAAUGUGAAAAAAGCGAGCAGUUUCUCACUGCUAGCCGAGAUACCAGAACGUGCACAAAACAACUCGGUAGAUGUGGAAGAGAAUACGCCCAGCGAGCCGGCAAAGGAUCCGCAGCCGAAAAAUGAGACCACCGUGGAAAUCGAAAGUGAAUCAACACGACCACCGACAAGUGAGAUCACGUAAUGGAGUGAUCGAAGUGUUAUACGUAUAUAAAUCAAAUACUGACAAGUGUCAGCGUUCUUGCGUUCAGGAAACAUUAGAAGUUUUGUAGAAACCUCUAGGAAAUAGUAUAUUUUAUACCAAAAGCACAGAAGACAUAUUUUGUAGACAAAUAUUUCGGUACUAGUAUAUGUAUGUAGCUAUGUUCGUAGGUAAGUAUACAGUUAGAUCAGUUCGUUUUACAUAUUUAGUGAGUUUCUGAAAAAAAUUUGAGAACCACUAUAAAAUCGAUUCAAUAAAAAGCCGGCUGGCAGAAUUUAUGCAUAGGUAGUGGCUCAAUCAAGAGGAUAUCUGUAUUAUUUAUCUUUAUUUUAUAAAUAUUAUACUUUAUUGGUUAACUUGCAAAUAUAGAGAUAGUGAUAUAUAGCGCUCUCUCUUCCACUAAAUACUCAAUUAAUGAGAGCGUCAAGCAAUAAACACUAGAUCUACGAACUUGUUACGAAACAAUUAUUUACCGAUGUUGUUGUUAUUUAAAAUAUUGUUGAUGUUAAAUGUCUGUCUUAUGCAUAGUUAAGUUAGCAAUUAUUAGACGUUUCUACGGAACAAUAAAAAAUAACUAUCAAUAACUUAAGUAUUGUAGAGCAAACUCACGCAAUAGCAGAAUCGCGUAGAAUAGACACGAACGGUGAAGUUAUCUUGCAGAUCCGAUGAAACUAAGUUUUAUUUCGAAAUCUAUUAAAUUUCUAAAGAAAUAUUUUGAUGUUUGAGUUGUAUGAGGAAAAACAUAUUUUCAUAUCAUGAAUUAUUUCCUUUAAAAACGUCAAGUCGUUUAAAAUAAUUCAAAUAUAUGUAUAUAUCUGUCUUAAACGAGCUUCCACAAAGUAUUAAAUAUAAACAUCUAUAACUAUAUAAUCGCAUGUGUUCGAACUAGUAGUAUCUAAUUAACUGAGUCUGCAUAUCUUUUUGUGAUUAAAAAAUAAUUUCCGUCAAUUUGCUCAAACAACUACGAAAACGAAACGAAUCUUUCAAAACAUCAAGUCAUUUUCUUAACGAAUUCUAUAUUAAUAGCUUACUGUGUUUUUCAAUAUGUUUACUGGUGCUUAAACAAAUAGGUCUUCCCUACACCAAAUCUAGUUAAUUAAUUCCAAUCGCAAUUUAUGGCAAACCAACUUAAAUUACUCAACGAAUUGCCGUGUUGUGUAAUGUAAUUUUUUUUCUAAAAAAUAUUUUUUCGAUUAAAAUUCUAUAAAAUAACAUAUUUUUAAAUUAUAAUACAGCUGCUCCAAAAUAAGAAAUCAGAUGAAGUAAACCUCGUUUAAUUACACCAACGAUUAGGUAGAAAAUGUGGCCUAUAAAGGAGUUAUCUUAUAUCGUUAAUGCAUAUCAUUUAUGUAUUUAUAUGGAACAGACUUCGACUAUCCUUCAAAAAAUCAUUCACGUCGAAUUAUAUUUUGAAAUCUAACUAAAAUACAUUUUUGUUAAGAUUACCACACUUAUAUUGAAGACUGAUGUGAAUAAUGAACACCGUUAGCAAGUAAUUGCAAUAGAAACAAGUACUGUCAACUGAAAACUGAUAUGAAAAGAAUGUCUGGUAUGAAUUCAUGAAAAAACACAAUUUUAUAAAUUUACAACAGGUGAUCCAUUUCGAGGUCCCCUACUUUUUUAAUAAAAAAACACAGAAACUUCAAAUUUAAUGGGGAAUGUUUAUUAUCAUUCGAAAGAACAUUCCUUGGCAUUUAUUUUUUGAAGAUUAUCUCUUUCAAAUGUCUCAGAUGGUCCAUUCGUUGAGUUCAAUAUUCGAUGACUUGUUCGAGCAUUUCGACUGGUAACUGACGAAUGACACGCGUGAUGUUUUGCUCCAAGGCGGCAUUGUCGGCAUAGACUUUAUCUUUACAUAUCCCCACAAGCAAAAGUCUAACGGUGUGAUAUCACACGAUCUUGGUGGCCAAUCGACCGGCCCAAAACGCGAAAUUAUCUGUUCACCGAAUUGUUCUCUCAAAAAAACCAUUGAUUUAUGCGAUGUGUGGGAAGUGGCACCGUCGUGUUGAAACCAAAUGUAGCCGAGAUCACGAGCUUCAAUUUCAUUCAUCGAAUAGUCGGUAUCAUGGCGCUAUAAUGGUCGUCAUUGACGGUUAUGUUCUCACCGGCGAUGAUGGCGUACACUUUAAAAAAUAGUUUUUACUUAUUAUAAAUUUAUACUUUUUGAUUUACCGCUGAGUGGUCAAUUAUGUUAACAUUGUCAAAAUCCUAUCAAAUGCAUUAUAUAAAUAAUAAUAUGUGACCUGGUCUACGAAAAGGGGGCUAACGUGCGAAAACUAGUUUUCUGGGAAAAGCUGUUAAAAAUAAUCGUCAGUUUCUCGUUAUCUCAUUAAUUGUUCUCCUUUUUUUUUGACACCUAAGCCCCCUUUUCGUAGACCAAGUCACAUAUAUUAUUUUCCUAAGAGUAUUCUCAACAACCGUAGAUACCGAAUAAUCUAAUUCUUCGAACUGUAUUGAUUGCGUUCGUGUUCUUAACCACUGUACAUGAAUGUGAUGAAGGUCCGAAAUUGAUAGGUAAUACAUAUUAAUCUUACUGACGUAACUGAUUAUUCAAACUGACAAAAGAGCAGCUUGUUUAGUUACUUGGACUGAAGCGUUCUAAAAGAACCAUUGGCUAUUUUUUCCAAAAAGUGUAGAGAGAAUUUCGCUAAAUGUUACACAUAGCACAGGGUAAUUUUUUAUAUUUUUCUUAUUUAUAAAACUACAAAUCUACAGUGUUUUGUUGCCGUAGAUGAAAGAUCGAUUUUGGAUAUAUACAUAUCACAGUUCAUGAAACAAUCAAUUGUUUCCUAAGAUUUGCUCUGUAAGUGUAUUAUAUUUUAAUAAAACGUGUCUUUCUUUUAACAUUUUCAAUUAUUUGACGAUCUCAGCAACCCUGAUACCAACCUCUAUCACUUUUAGAACCUGGUUGAACCUCCGUCCCUCCUUCUUCACUAUAAUUUUUAAAAUUAGCCGAAAAUUGAUGCAAAUGAUUACGGAUGUAAUGGAAGUUGAUACUAGAGUCUGUCAGUUUGCCAGCAUAGUUUGCACAAUUUCUUCAAAAUUUACCUGGAAAUUUUUGACUAUCAACACAGAAUUUUUCAACGAUUCACUUUCAGAAAAGUCAUUUUGUAGUAUCAAUAUUGUAGUAUCAGUAUUCAUGUUUUUCAUACUAAAUUCGGAAAUUUUCUACCAAUGUCACAUUAACCUUCAAAGUCCAACGCUUUGACAAAUUGCUUUAUCCUUCCCAACUUGAUCACGUAUUAUAUCACUGAGUUCAUUUUGAAAAAAUAACUUUUGUAUAGAUCUUUCACCCUUUCCACACAUUUGGGUAUUUGGCGGCAUUAUUGUUUCUGAGUGAUUCAUGCGGAUUCCUUUUGAAAUGAAAGCGAAAUUUUCUUGGAAUAAAACAGGCCUGUAAUUCUAAAUAUACCCACGUUUGAUUUUUAGUAAAACCUUUAGACUCUCUGAAACUAUCUACAGAGUAAGGGCGCAAACACCUAAUUAUGACUGGAAAACUGAAUUUAUAUUACCAGCAAGCCUACAAUUAGCAAAAUAUCAGAAAUGCAAUUAUUUUAAGAACAAGAGCAUACAAUUAUUCCAGAUUUUUCAGAACAAAAUCGUAAUCUGGACGAUUAAAAGCAUCAAAAUUUGC
Molecule: messenger RNA, 6629 nt
Organism: Bactrocera neohumeralis
Lineage: Eukaryota; Metazoa; Arthropoda; Insecta; Diptera; Tephritidae
Exons: 7
Coding region: 932-2980 (682 amino acids)
Source: RefSeq, a predicted model, not a curated record